This is a messenger RNA of Lolium rigidum, 684 nucleotides long. Its product is annotated as glutamate--cysteine ligase B, chloroplastic-like. Gene Ontology annotation, molecular function: glutamate-cysteine ligase activity. NCBI's taxonomy places the organism in Eukaryota, Viridiplantae, Streptophyta, Magnoliopsida, Poales, Poaceae. Gene Ontology annotation, biological process: glutathione biosynthetic process; modified amino acid biosynthetic process. Bases 1 to 684 code for a protein of 227 amino acids. The record is from RefSeq and is a predicted model, not a curated record. The transcript has 9 exons.
AUGCAACUUUUGGCUAAGCCAAAAAAAAAUUAUAGAAUUGGCACGGAACAUGAAAAGUUUGGUUUCGAUGUUGAAACGUUGCGCCCUAUAACAUAUGAGCAGAUCAGUGGCAUGCUGAAUGGGUUGUCUGAUAGAUUCGGCUGGGACAAGAUAAUGGAAGAUAACCAUGUUAUUGGUCUCAAGCAGGGAAACCAAAACAUUUCGCUAGAAGCUGGUGGCCAGUUUGAACUUAGUGGUGCUCCGGUUGAAACGUUGCAUCAAACUUGUGCAGAGAUUAAUUCACAUCUUUAUCAGGUCAAAGCAGUUGGAGAGGAAAUGGGAAUUGGGUUUCUUGGACUUGGUUUUCAGCCAACAUUACCAUUGAAUGAUAUACCAAAAAUGCCCAAGGCAAGGGAUGAAAUUAUGAGAAAUUACAUGCCCAAAGUUGGUUCUCUUGGCCUUGAUACGAUGUUCCGGACAUGCACUGUACAGGUUAAUCUCGACUUCAGAUCAGAGCAAGAUAUGAUAAGAAAAUUACGUGCUAGCCUCGCGUUGCAGCCUCUUGCGACAGCAAUAUUUGCAAAUUCCCCGUUCAAAGAAGGAAAACCAAAUGGGUUUCUCAGUUUAAGAAGCCAUACCUAUACUGAUAUUGAUAACAACCGAACGGGGAUGCUUCCUUUUGUUUUUGAUAACUCAUUUGGGUAA